Molecule: messenger RNA, 2260 nt
Organism: Physeter macrocephalus (sperm whale)
Lineage: Eukaryota; Metazoa; Chordata; Mammalia; Artiodactyla; Physeteridae
Gene: STMP1
Product: short transmembrane mitochondrial protein 1
Exons: 3
Coding region: 92-235 (47 amino acids)
Source: RefSeq, a predicted model, not a curated record
CGGCCGCGGGCUCCGCCCGUCGCGCCGGGGGAGGCGCUCUCGGACGGCCUACGGAGCUGCAGCCGACCUGCGAGUCCUCCUUGCCGACACUAUGCUCCAGUUCCUGCUUGGAUUUACUCUUGGCAACGUGGUGGGAAUGUAUCUGGCUCAGAACUAUGACAUACCAAACCUGGCUAAAAAACUUGAAGAAAUUAAAAAGGACGUGGACGCCAAGAAGAAACCCCCUAGUUCAUGAGGCCGACUCCAGCACUGCCUCCUGGAUAAACUGAUUCUACUGUACUUGAGGGCCUCCUUUACCAUCUGAACCAAAAGCUUUUGUUUUCAUCUCCAGCCUCAGCAAUUUUCUUCUUUGCUAGACCCUGCAUUGCCUUACAGCACAAAUGGGGCCACAAGUUAAGAACAGCCCUGACUUUUCCAACAUCCUCACUUCUUCCCUUCCUCCUUCCAGCCACUUGUGAGGUCCUGAGAAUGGAAUUAAUGGUGCUAGAUUAGUAAACAUGACCUUUAAUUAGUAGUCUCUCCCUUAUUCUUUGGGAUUUCUACUACUGUUUUCAAAAGAAAAAUUGAUGAGUUUUGUAUAGCUGAUGAGAUAUAAAUAAUGCUGAUUUCACAGUCUAGCAAUUAUAUUGGGUGUUUAAACCUUUGGUACUAAAUUAUGUUGUUUCAAAGUAGUAAUUAAAAUGAAAAUCUAGAAGCCAGUUUCUGGUGAAUUAUCCACUAAUUUUAUGUUGUUGUCAGGAAGCUCCAUAGUUGCUAAUUUAACCAGUAAAUCAAUUUGCUAUUCAUUAACCAAGAAACUCUGUUCUGAGAACCCUAUCAGGAACUGGGGAAUUGAAAAGUAUUUAAAGUAAUGGCUUUUGUCCUCAGUAGAAUUCAUAGUCUAGGAUGCAUGUUUUUUCCUAAUGAUGCAUUUGAUCUGGCUCUGUUCUCUCAUAAGAAUCAUACUUAUUUUAUGGGAUUACAGGCACAUUUGACAUUACAUGGUAGAUAAAUGAGAAGUUGUCUAUAAAGGAAAUUUUAUGCCUUUUUACAUUAAAAAAAUGUAUUUAAAUUAUAACUUUAUAGUGAUUCUCAUAAGAAGACUUUUUGUGUUUUUCUUUCUGCAACCAUAAAUUACUCUUGUAAUUUUUCAAGUGUAUAAUCAGUCCAUAAUUUUUUUUAAUUGAAAAAAAAGUUUAAAUACCUAACUUUUCCCUGGGUCAGUACAAAGUGAUCUGCAUUGUCCCCCAGCUCCUAGGUCCUCUCCCUGGAGUCGGGCACUCUCUAGUUUCCUGUAUCCUUUUGCGAAAGAUUUUGUGCCUGAACAAACGCAUGUACAUGGGUUGUUUUUUUUUUUUUUUUUUUGCGGUACACGGGCCUCUCACUGUUGUGGCCUCUCCCGUUGCAGAGCACAGGCUCCGGAUGCGCAGGCUCAGCGGCCAUGGCUCACGGGCCCAGCCGCUCCGCGGCAUGUGGGAUCUUCCCGGACCGGGGCAUGAACCCGUGUCCCCUGCGUCAGCAGGCGGACUCUCAACCACUGCGCCACCAGGGAAGCCCCAUGGGGGUUUUUAUACAAAUGAUAACAAACUAUAUACAGUGUUUUCCCCAGUGGAGGUCAUUCCAUAUCAGUAGGUAAGGAACAAAGAACCUCUUUCCUUUUUUUGGCUACAUAAGGUUCUACUGAAUGAAUAUGCCAUCAUUUAUUUAAUCUGCUCUUGAGGAACAUUUAGGUUGUUUCCUGUCUGUUGCUAUUACAGUGAUAACCUUGAACCUAAUGUUAUUAUACAUAUCUGUGCAGAGGGAUAGCUCCAAGCUAAAGUCCUGGAAGUGUAUUUUGCACUAAAUAUAAAUAAAGCCCCAUUUCACGGGGUGUUUUGUUCCAGAGGGCUUGUUGGGCAGCUUCACUAAUGACGCCGUUUCUGAAGACAUUUUAGCAGAAUUAGUAAACUGGAAGAAUGGUUUAGAGACCUUUUUUUUCAGACAGUGAUGCCACUGAUACUAAAUGUGAUUAUAAAAUGAAGUGAUUCUACUUCUCUUUGGAAACAUGGAUCUUUCAUACAUGGAGAUAAGUUCUGUCCCUGCAGGUUGCACUGGUGCAUGAGACAGGUUAGGAUCAUAUUAUGGUUGGCUUCUCCCUUGCAGUGUGAUCAGGGGCAAGCAGCUUAUUUUUCUGAAACUGUUGUGUUCUCUUUAAGAUGUGGAUACAAUACCUACCUCAUAGGGCUUCCAUGAGAAACAGUAGAAAUAAUGUAUAUGAUGUGUAGCACAGUGCUUUGCAAAU